CUUAGUAAAACUAAUGGUGUAUAUAUACUUUGUAAAAUUCAGGGAAAUUAAAAAUAUUUAUGCAAUGAAUAAAAAUUAUGAUAAGAAGUCCAGUAGACCAAGUAGAUCUAGAGAACGAGACAGGGAACGUGAAAAAGAAAGGGAUAGAGAAUAUAGAGAGCGAAGACGUUCUAGAAGUAGAUCAAAAGAUCGUAAGAAAGAUCGAAAACGAUCUAGAUCUCAUGACUUAGAUAAAUCUCGAGGUAGAGAUCGUUCCAAAGAAAAAGAUGUAGAUAGAAUUCGUGAAAGAGAAUGUGAAAGAUCCAGAGAUAAAGAAUAUGAUAAAUCUAAAGAAAGGCGAGAUGUUAAAGAUUAUAAAAGUAAAGAUGAUAAAAAACAAAAAGUUAAUCCUAUAUUUGUAACUGAUGAAGAGAAGAGAGACGGCAAAGUAUCAUGUAAAAAGGAAGAUGAAAUAGAAGAAAAUAUAGAUCCUAAAGUAAAACCAAUAGCUAAAAAAGAGCCUUUGAGUUUAGAAGAAUUAUUAACUAAAAAAAAAGCUGAAGAAAAAGCUCGUGCUAAACCAAAAUUUCUUUCUAAACAAGAACGAGCUGUAUUAGCAUUACAGAAACGACAAGAAGAAGUUAGUGCUAUCAGAAAACAGCAAGAAGAACAAAAAAAGAACAUUUCUCAAAUUGAUGCAUCAAAUUCAAAUAAUAAUAGAGAAUGGGAUGAUCGUGAUAGACGUAGAGAAAAUCAAAGGUCUCGUGAUGAAGAAAUUAAAGAUAAGGAUAAAGAAAAAGAAGUAGAAGCUAUAAAAGAAAGAUAUCUUGGAUUAGUCAAAAAGAAACGGCGUGUAAGAAGAUUAAAUGAUCGUAAAUUUGUAUUUGAUUGGGAUACUUCAGAAGAUACAUCAGUUGACUAUAAUAAUAUUUAUAAAGAAAGGCAUCAAGUACAGUUUUUUGGUAGAGGAAAUUUAGCUGGCAUUGAUAUUAAAGCCCAAAAACGUGAUCAAAGUAAAUUUUAUGGGGAAUUAUUAGAAAAAAGACGAACAGAAGCAGAAAAAGAACAAGAAAAGGUAAGAUUAAAAAAAGUGAAACGAAAAGAAGAAAAGCAAAAAUGGGAUGAUCGUCAUUGGUCAGAAAAAGCACUUGAUGAAAUGACUGAACGUGAUUGGCGUAUAUUUCGAGAAGAUUACAAUAUAACUAUUAAAGGUGGUCGUAUUCCCGAUCCAAUUCGAUCAUGGAAGGAAUCUGGUUUUCAAAAAGAAAUUUUGGAUAUAAUUGACAAGGUUGGUUAUAAAGAUCUCACACCAAUUCAGCGACAGGCAAUUCCAAUUGGUUUACAAAAUCGUGAUAUUAUUGGUGUGGCUGAAACAGGGUCAGGUAAAACAUUAGCUUUUUUAAUACCUCUUUUAUUGUGGAUUACAAGCCUUCCAAAAAUUGAGCGUCUAGAAGAAGCUGAUCAAGGACCAUAUAGCAUAAUUCUAGCUCCAACACGUGAGUUAGCUCAACAAAUUGAGGAAGAAACAAAUAAAUUUGGUCAACCAUUAGGAAUCAGAACUGUGGUUGUCGUUGGUGGUCUUUCUAGAGAAGAACAGGGUUUUAGAUUAAGGAUGGGAUGUGAGAUUGUUAUUGCUACACCUGGAAGAUUAAUAGAUGUUUUGGAGAAUAGAUAUUUAGUUUUAAAUCAGUGUACAUAUAUUGUUCUUGACGAAGCAGAUAGAAUGAUAGAUAUGGGUUUUGAACCUGAUGUACAAAAGAUUUUGGAAUAUAUGCCUGUUACAAAUCUUAAACCUGAUAAUGAGGAUGCUGAAAAUGAAGAAAAACUCCUGGCUAAUUAUAAUACUAAAAAGAAAUAUAGGCAAACUGUUAUGUUUACAGCUACUAUGCCAGCAGCAGUUGAAAGAUUAGCUAGAACAUAUUUAAGAAGACCAGCAGUAGUGUAUAUUGGCAGUGUAGGUAAACCUACUGAACGAACUGAACAAAUUGUACAUAUAAUGGGUGAAGCUGAUAAGAGAAGAAAACUUAUGGAGAUACUUAGUCGUGGUGUUGAACCACCUAUUAUUAUUUUUGUCAAUCAAAAAAAGGGAGCUGAUGUACUUGCAAGAGGGUUAGAGAAACUUGGAUACAAUGCUUGUACACUUCAUGGUGGUAAAGGACAAGAACAGAGAGAGUAUGCUCUUGCCUCACUUAAAAGUGGAAGUAAAGAUAUUUUGGUUGCUACUGAUGUUGCUGGUCGUGGUAUUGAUAUUAAAGAUGUUUCUAUGGUUAUUAAUUAUGACAUGGCAAAAACAAUUGAAGAUUACACACAUCGAAUUGGAAGAACAGGUCGUGCUGGAAAGGCUGGUAUAGCUAUAUCUUUUUGCACUAAAGAUGAUAGUCAUCUUUUCUAUGAUCUUAAACAAACGAUCUUAUCAAGUCCGAUUUCGACUUGUCCUCCAGAGCUACUGAAUCAUCCGGAUGCACAACAUAAGCCAGGAACGGUUGUUACUAAAAAACGACGAGAAGAAAAAAUUUUCGCUUAAAAUAUUUAACAUAAUUUUGUUUAACAAUUAUGUAAUC
Messenger RNA from Ceratosolen solmsi marchali, 2540 nucleotides. RefSeq names its product probable ATP-dependent RNA helicase DDX23. The transcript has 8 exons. Gene Ontology annotation, molecular function: ATP binding; RNA helicase activity; nucleic acid binding. The coding region runs from base 14 to 2503 and encodes 829 amino acids. The record is from RefSeq and is a predicted model, not a curated record. Lineage: Eukaryota; Metazoa; Arthropoda; Insecta; Hymenoptera; Agaonidae.